This is a messenger RNA of Protopolystoma xenopodis, 546 nucleotides long. The record is from the annotation of a GenBank genome assembly. NCBI's taxonomy places the organism in Eukaryota, Metazoa, Platyhelminthes, Monogenea, Polystomatidea, Polystomatidae.
AUUACCAAGCACAAACACGUAAGUGGCGGGCUCCAACGGCCCUGGUUCAUGGUCGAUCACUGCCGAUCCAGACACGUAAAGACCGGCAACGUUCUUGAAGAAAUUGUUCUUAGGAUCCACCAAAACUGGUGGCGCACUCAUUUUAUCGCUCUCGUGGCCAAUGGCGUGUACAAGCGAUGGAUUAUCGCCACAGUUAACAUGAAGGUCGGCGACAUUGUCCGCAGUCAUAUCGAUAUUCCCCAUAUACCAGUGGUACCGAUUGAGGGUGACGCAUAUCCAAUUGGCGCUUUACCAGCCGGUACCACGAUCUGCCAGAUUGAAGCACAACCUGGCCAGGGUGCACUGUAUUGUACAGCGGCGGGCACUUCAGGUCUCUUGGUACGUCGCGGCUCUCGUAUUAGCUUAGAAAAGUCGGAGGGGCAGACAUCGAGUGAAACUGAUUCAAGUCUGGCUCCUAGUAACCACGACCCUAAAGAUGAACCUGAGCAUCGUGUUCUAAAUUUGCCUGGUGAAUGUGCAUUGAUUUUAUUUUCAUUUUUAAAUUAG